Molecule: messenger RNA, 1512 nt
Organism: Penicillium daleae
Lineage: Eukaryota; Fungi; Ascomycota; Eurotiomycetes; Eurotiales; Aspergillaceae
Product: dihydroorotate dehydrogenase 2
Exons: 3
Coding region: 1-1512 (503 amino acids)
Biological process (GO): 'de novo' pyrimidine nucleobase biosynthetic process; pyrimidine ribonucleotide biosynthetic process
Cellular component (GO): cytoplasm; mitochondrial inner membrane
Molecular function (GO): dihydroorotate dehydrogenase activity
Source: RefSeq, a predicted model, not a curated record
AUGUCGUCGCGCGCCACCUCCAUCGCUUGGCGAGCCAGCCUCCGGGCUCGCACGCCUUCCGCUUCACGCUGGUCUCGGCAGCCAUCGACGCUGCUUCCGAAGCGCUACCCCGGUGCGGUGCGAUAUGCUUCCGAGUCGGCGCCGGUGCAGCAAGCAGCUGCUGAGACAGUUAAGGAGGCUUCGAAGGAGAUCCCUAAGAAAGCUGGCCGUGGGUCCCGGAAAGCUUUGUAUGGUACUUCUCUGGCGGUUGUCUUGUUGGUGGGCUAUAUCUAUGGAACGGAUACUCGAGCGAGCAUUCACCGCUACGCCGUUGUUCCUCUGAUCCGGCAGCUGCUCCCGGAUGCGGAGGAUGCGCAUCAUAUCGGUGUUGACACUCUGAAGCUCCUCUAUCAGUAUGGGCUUCACCCUCGCGAACGGGGUAACCCAGACAGCGAUGGUGUUUUGGCUACUGAGGUCUUCGGAUACACCCUCUCCAACCCCAUCGGUAUCUCUGCCGGACUUGACAAGCACGCCGAUAUCCCCGAUCCCUUGCUCGAUCUUGGCCCAGCCAUCGUCGAGGUCGGUGGAACUACUCCCUUGCCACAAGAUGGUAACCCUAAGCCUCGCGUGUUCCGUAUCCCCUCGCAACACGCCAUGAUCAACCGCUAUGGCCUCAACUCGAAGGGCGCGGACCACAUGGCCGCCGUCCUGAAGCAGCGUGUGCGCGAUUUCGCCUACGCUGUCGGCCUGGGCGAUCACGACCUCGCCGAGCAGCGCGUGCUGGACGGCGAGGCCAACGUGCCCCCGGUUGCAAAGAACAAGCUCACCCCCGACGGCGACAUUGACGCGAUUGCGCGUGACUACGUCUACUGCGUCGACCGCGUCGCGCGCUACGCUGACAUUGUUGUCGUGAACGUCUCCAGCCCCAACACCCCCGGCCUGCGCGACCUCCAGGCUGCGGCCCCGCUCACUACAAUCUUGACAGCCGUCGUGGGCGCCGCCAAGAAGGUUGAGCGCAAGACGAAGCCCUACGUCAUGGUCAAGGUCAGCCCCGAUGAGGACUCGGACGAGCAACUCUCCGGUAUCUGCGAGGCAGUCUGGAACUCGGGCGUCGACGGUGUCAUUGUCGGCAACACGACAAACCGCCGCCCCGAGCCACUGCCCAAGGGCUUCGUCCUUCCCGCUCACGAGCAACAAACUCUCAAGGAGACUGGAGGCUAUUCAGGCCCGCAGUUGUUUGGCCGACUGGUGUCGCUCGUUGGCCGUUACCGAACCAUGCUAGACCAGGGUCCUCCUUCGCAGGCGACCGAACAGAAUGGUCCUGCUGAUGGUGAGAAUGUGCCUGCGGAUGCAGCGAGCCACCCGCACAAGGUGCUUUUCGCUUCUGGUGGCAUAACCACUGGCCAGCAGGCGAAGCAGGUUCUGGAGGCUGGUGCCUCGGUCGCGAUGAUGUAUACUGGCGUGGUUUACGGUGGUGUUGGCACUGUGACGCGAGUGAAGCAGGAGCUGCGGGAGGAGCUGCAGAAGAAAUGA